AUGGCCGAACCGGAGAGCGAGACACAUUCCGCUAUACCACCUACCUCACAGACCACUCCCGAACCACGAGCAGCCCCAGACAUAUCGGUCUCACCGUCAACCGCAGAUAUCUCAGACUACCUACUGCCAAAUUCGCCUGCUCGACCACUCCAGCCUCCUACUACCGCAGAAUGGUGGUCCACAAUGCCGAGCUCUGAUUCAGUGCACGAGCAGAACUAUCCGGCUGCACUUGAAGUGUACAGCGGCUUCUCGUCUGAGGUCAGAACCAAGGCAGACACUGCUACAGAAGAGUCACAGGCACAGCCACCGAGUCCGCCUCAGAACUUCACCUUCAUGGGCAUGGAUCGCCAAGAUCCAACCACCAUCGAUUGGCGUAGCAUCAGUCUCAGACGGCCAGGUGCCAUGCCGGCAAUUGAAGCUGAUAACAUCGCCAAGGGCAAACCUGGCUGGAUGAGAGCUCCGUCUCCACACUACGCGACUGAUAGAAGCAACCUUCCUACCACUUCAAGACCUGUAUCGCCAGAAGGGGCUCCGGAGAAGGCUGAACCACGAGAGGCAGGCGAACAAGAAGUGGGCGCGAUUGAGGGUGUUGACUAUGGUGUUCCGACAGGCAGUAAUCGUCCUGUGGUAUUCUUCGACAAGCCUCGCCAGUCGCAAGUCUUGCCGGUGUCAACGUCGCCAGCAUCCGCUUCGCGUCAGCGCCGAGCAAGCAGUAGCUUCGACAAGCCCGUUCGUGGAAGGGCACGCACGCCUGUGCCGUGGCUUCACCGCUCGCCACUGGAUGACGAGCCCCUUCGCCAGGAACGCAGCCGCAGCGCCAACUCAGCGCCCUUCGCUCACCAUCGAGCAAGCAGUAUCCCAUCACUGCCAGAGCUCCCUCCAGAUCGAUCCGCCUUCGAGCCUGAUAUCCACGCUUUCCACCCCUCCUUCCUCACUCGCCCGAUUCCUAGAGCCAACAAUGUAGUCCCGUCCGUGCUCGCUCGCUCCAUCAUCAGACCCAACAUCCAUGAGCAAGAAAGCAUGUUCAACGACUUCCUCAACCGCCACCUCAGCCACCACGGCCGCAACGACGACCACAAUCAUACGCCGUUCCGCAGCCCAUCUUUGCCUCAUGUGCAAAUGCACGGCAGCAGUCACGGUCUCUACGAGCGCAGCCCCUACCGUCCGCUUACGCAUACGCCCACACCGAGCUUCACCAACACAUUCGGCAAUGAUCCGCGGAGACCGCAGACGCUGAGGGGAUUGUAUUCGCCCGUAGUGCUGUUUCGGUGUAAUUUGUGCGUGGAGGAGGAUGGGGCGACGACGUAUGGCAGUGUCGAGCGGGUUGAGCGGCAUUUGAGGGUUCGGCAUGGUUAUGGCGGUAACGAGUCAAUGAGUGGGGAUCGCGAAGGGCCCGUCGCGGAGUCUGCAGUGCGAGAGAGUCAUGCCGAUUGGUAUUUCGGGAUUGACAGUGAUGCUGUAGACAGUGAUGCGGUGCGUGAGAUGGAGGAUAUGUAUGGCGUUAACAUCAGGAUGGGUCCAGAAGACGAGUCCGCUGAUGGUAGCGGGAACGCUAAUUUCGGAGCUGCUCACGGCGGUCACGAUGGCGAUGCUGAUGGGGAAGCGCAGCACGAUGCGGACGAUGCGGACGAUGAGUCUGACGAUGAAGUCCCCAUACCCGGAACGAUCGUCCCGGGAACGACAUCAACACCGCCAACACCAGGUGACAGAUGGUAUUUCGGCCGUCUUGAGAAUGAGAAACUCCGUGGCCGACAACCGGCCACUCGAUUCUGGGCCAGACCCAGCGGUAGCGGUUGCGACGUGGGUACUCAGACAGACAUGUCUACCGCGGAGCAGGGAGGAGAACUGUAUGACGACACUGCUGCUGCUGCUCCUGCUUGUGGAGUGGCUCAGGGCGCUACUGGCAGAUUGGUGUAUGCUCGCAUGCCGGGGUCGUUUGAGGCUUCUGGGUAUGUAUUCUGA
Messenger RNA from Cyphellophora attinorum, 1962 nucleotides. RefSeq lists its product as uncharacterized. The coding region runs from base 1 to 1962 and encodes 653 amino acids. The transcript has a single exon. Lineage: Eukaryota; Fungi; Ascomycota; Eurotiomycetes; Chaetothyriales; Cyphellophoraceae. The record is from RefSeq and is a predicted model, not a curated record.